Molecule: messenger RNA, 831 nt
Organism: Pyrenophora tritici-repentis Pt-1C-BFP
Lineage: Eukaryota; Fungi; Ascomycota; Dothideomycetes; Pleosporales; Pleosporaceae
Product: Ubiquitin-protein ligase
Source: RefSeq, a predicted model, not a curated record
AUGGCGACACCCGCAGCAACUAAGCGCCUCACCAAAGAAUACGCCGCCAUCACGAAAUCACCUCCGCCCUACAUAUCCGCACAUCCAUCUGACAAGAACAUCCUGGAAUGGCACUACAUCCUGACGGGCCCGCCCGACACCCCUUACGAUGGCGGCCAGUACUGGGGCACCCUUCUCUUCCCGCCUGACUACCCUUUUGCGCCGCCCGCUAUCCGCAUGCACACUCCUUCCGGCCGCUUCCAGCCAAGCAGCCGGCUCUGCCUAAGCAUUUCCGAUUUCCACCCCAAGAGUUUCAACCCCGCAUGGGAGGUCAGCACCAUCUUGAAUGGUCUGCUGAGUUUCAUGACUAGCGAGGAGAUGACAACCGGCAGUGUGAGAGCGUCGGAAGCCGAGCGGAAACUAUUCGCGCAGCGCACGAGGUGGUGGAACAGCACUGGCGGCGGAACAAAAUCUUCUGGUUCAGCAAACACCGGAGGAUCACAAGCAGGCAAUAUCAGGGCGGGUGAUGGCGGUUCAAAGUUCAGGCACGAGUGGCCCGAGGUUGACGAGGAGAACCUAAAGUGGAUGAAGGAGAAGAAUAUCGAUCCUGCGACCGGCCUGCCGCGACCCAAACCCACUCCUUCACAACCCGCUUGCUCGCCAGACGUUUCCGGUCUGAGGCGACGACCCGGAACGAGCGCGACCGUCGUUCACGACGCAGCGCAAAUAGCACGAGAUGCGGGUCAGGGAUGGUUGGCUCGCAACAGGUUUAAGAUUAUCAUCGGCAUCUUUCUCCUAUAUAUCCUGGUUGCUAGGGUGCUGGGUGACGGCGCCAUAUCAUCUUCUGCCUGA